UAUUGUAUGCAAUGCAAUCGCCAUGUAAUUGCUUUACUGGCAUGAGCCGUAUGGUUAUGGCACAUUAUACUUUUUAUUUUAUUUUUCUUCAACUUUGAGCGAGCUUGUUCUCGAUCACAGACUUUUGGAUACUUUGCUUAAUAAAGGGGCUGCAUGCAUCACUGUGAUGCAGAGGCCGGGGGUAAUCCUCCUUUUCUAAAAAAAGUUCGCCAGGAUGGAUGGAUAUUCAAGGUCGUUGGCAGUGUCAAAAUAUUUUCUUCAUCACUGUUUUCUCCUGACAUGAAGGGAUUGUACGCCGCGCGCGCACGCGUGCACCGGCUCCCUUCCCCACCUCCCAGAGGAGAAAAAAAAAAUCAAAGAACGAUUCCACCAUAAUGAACCUAAUCAUUUGAUGGAGCUCAGUUCUUUGUAUGGAGCAGUAGUUGAGAGAGGCCCAUAUUACUUUUUUUGGCCCGUUUUGAUCAUCCAAUAGAGAUCCAGUAUCCCACGCGUCUUCUGCUGCUUUGAAAAUUCCAGUCCACUGAUGCCUACUUGCAGAAAUAGCAAGAUCCACGUAAUCACGAGAGUAUAUUCUUGGCAGUGCAAUACUAAAAGUUGAUCCGGCCAUUUUCCAUCCUACCGAAAUAGGAAGAGAACGUAGCACUUAGAUGCUGUUUCAGAAUCACCAACACAUGGGAACAACGAACUUCUGGAUACCGUCUCAGCUUCUUUUUGUCCUGUCUGAAAUGAUGCAGUACAAUGCACCGAAAUAGGUAGGAAGUCAAGCAAUAUAAAAACAGCAUACUCUUCCCUAUGGAUCUCCAUUGCCUAAUCUAUUCUUCUAUUGUUUAGCUCUUGUCGCUAUGUAGCUGCAUCAUAUGUUAGAUCAAGCUCACCAGCAAUGACAGCCAGUCAGCCACGGUCGUCUCUUCCCUAUGGAUCUCCAUUGCUUGUGCUUUAUCGAUUCUUGCAUUGUUUAGCUCUUGUCCCCAUGUAGCCGCAUCAUAUGCCAGCCAGUCCGCCACGGUCGUCUCUUCCCUAUGGACAUCCAUUGCUUGCACUCAAUGGACUCUUGCGUUGUUUACUCCUUGUCGUCCUAUAUAAACGCAUCUUGAAUCUUCAGUUCAUACGACCACGAUCAAGGUAGCUCCAAUGGCGGAAACCCAACACACCCAGCUCGUGUGCUACACUUUGCUCUGCAUCCUUCUCGUGGCCAUAGUCGUCAAGCUCAAGCUGAAGCUCAGACGCGGCGCUGGCCGGUUGAACCAGCUGCCUCCGGGGCCAUGGGCGCUGCCCGUGAUCGGCCACAUGCACCUCCUGCUCGGCGCCAUUCCACACCAGGCCAUGCACAGGCUCGCCCGUCGGCACGGCCCUGUCAUGCUGCUCCGCCUCGGCCACGUCCCGACGCUCGUGCUCUCCUCCGCGGAGGCGGCCAGGGAGGUCAUGAAGGUCCACGACGCCGCCUUCGCGGACCGCCCCGUGUACGCCACGGCGAACAUCUUCACCUACGGCGGCGAGGACAUCUCCUUCGCGCGCCACGACAGCCGGCACUGGAAGGCCCUCCGGAAGCUCUGCGCCGUGGAGCUGCUGAGCCCAAGGCGCGUCCGGUCGUUCCGCCGUGUCCGGGAGGAGGAGGCGGCGAGGCUCGUGCGGUCCGUUGCUGACGCCGGCCCCGUCGUCAAUGUUGGUGACAUGCUAAAGGUGAUGAUGAACGACGUGGUCAUGAGGGCGUCCGUGGGCGACAGGUGCGCCCAGCGGGACGCGUACCUGGAGGAGCUGGACAGGGUGUUGGACCUCAUGUCCGGGUUUAACUUCAUCGACCUGUUCCCGGCGUCGCGCCUUGCCCGGGCGAUCGGUGGCCGGGCUCUCGGGGCGACGUGGGAGGUGCACCGGAGGAUCCACUCCAUCAUGGACGCCAUGAUCAGCGAUCACAGAACAGCUAUGGAGGGCGAGGAUGACAAUGAUGCCGGACGUGAGCAGAGGGGGGACGUACUCACCACUCUGCUCCGGUUCCAGAGGGACGGCGGGAUUGGCGGCGUCGCCCUCACCAAUGAAAACAUCAGCGGCGUCCUCUUUGAUCUUUUUGCUGCGGGAUCGGAGACGACAGCCACGACAACAAUUUGGGCAAUGUCCGAGCUGAUGAGGAGCCCACACAUAAUGGCCGCCGAACAAUCCGAAGUCCGGCAAGUCCUCCACGGCAAGACCGAGGUGACUGAGGCCGACAUCGACGGCCGGCUCCACUACCUACAUAUGGUCAUCAAGGAGACCUUCAGGUUGCAUCCACCGGUGCCGUUGCUCAUGCCGAGGCUUUGCACUGAGCAAACAAAGGUCAUGGGCUAUGAUAUUCCAGAGGGCACCACUGUAUUCGUGAAUGUGUCGGCAAUCGGUAGGGAUGAGAAGAGCUGGACUGACGCGAAUGAGUUCACGCCCAAGAGGUUUGACGGUGAAAAGGUUGAUUAUGGUGGUACGGACUUUAGGUUCCUCCCAGGUGGCGCUGGACGGAGAAUGUGCCCCGGUAUGAUGUUUGGAGUGUCAAACAUUGAAAUGGCUCUUGCGAGCCUUCUCCAUCACUUCGACUGGAAGCUUCCCGAUGGUGGGAACCCAGAGAAGCUUGAUAUGAGUGAAGCGUAUGGGAUCACAGCUCGUCGUCGGACCGAGCUUGUGUUGGAAGCUACUGUUUUUGUGCCUUAAUUUGUUUGUUCUAUGUGGCCAUGUCAAUUUAAUCAAUGGGUGCAUCCGAUAGCGGAGGUCGAGAGAGUAUACUAUUACAUAUCUUACAUGUCUAUAUUGUAACGUGUGUUAAUGCUUGAUUGUCACUUUGUAUUUAGCAAUUAAGUUAUGUUUAUUAUGUCCCUAUACGUCCAAAGAAUAUCCCACGUUUAUA
This is a messenger RNA of Aegilops tauschii subsp. strangulata, 2863 nucleotides long. Its product is annotated as zealexin A1 synthase-like. The record is from RefSeq and is a predicted model, not a curated record. Gene Ontology annotation, molecular function: oxidoreductase activity, acting on paired donors, with incorporation or reduction of molecular oxygen; heme binding; iron ion binding. Lineage: Eukaryota; Viridiplantae; Streptophyta; Magnoliopsida; Poales; Poaceae.